AUGUCUUAUGCAUGGCAGUUAAUACCACUACGUGCGAGUUCCAUUGAUAUUCAUCCGAAUGCAAAAUGGUCACAGAAUGGUAUCACUGUUGCUGGAGGAAAUGGAAAAGGCAGUGAAACCAAUCAACUCGAUCGUCCAUGGGGUUUGUAUGUCGACGACGAUCUAACGAUUUAUGUCGCUGAUCCGUAUAAUCAUCGUAUUGUGGAAUGGAAAUCUGGUGCAACAAACAGAAAAGUAGUUGCUGGUGGAAAUGGAGAAGGAAAUGGAAUUCAUCAGUUAAAUCACCCACUUGAUGUGAUUAUCGACAAAGACAGCGUUAGUCUCAUCAUCUCCGAUGUUAUGAAUAAAAGAGUAGUUCAAUGGCCUCGUCGAAAUGGUACUCGUGGAGAAACAAUUAUUUCAAAUAUCUCUUGCUGGGGUUUGACAAUGGACGACAAUGAUUUUCUCUAUGUCGUUGACGAUGGAAAACAUGAAGUGAGACGAUAUAAAAUUGGUGACACUAAAGGAACAGUAGUUGCAGGUGGCAAUGGACAAGGAAGCCGUCUCGAUCAACUAUCUGGUCCCUCUUACGUAUUUCUCGAUCGAGAUCAUUCAGUUUAUGUGUCUGAUUGUUACAAUCAUCGUGUAAUGAAAUGGGAAGAAGGUACAACACAAGGCAUUAUCGUAGCCGGUGGUCAUGGACAAGGAAAUAGUCUUACACAAUUGUUUUGUCCUCAAGGAGUCGUUGUCGAUCAAUUGGGUACUGUCUAUGUCGCCGAUCUAGGGAAUCAUCGAAUCAUGCGUUGGCCAAAAGGAGCCACACAAGGAAGUGUCAUUGUUGGUAAAAACGGUUAUGGAGCACAGUCCAAUCAACUCGCUUGUCCCAUAGGUUUAUCAUUCGAUCGACAUGGCAAUCUCUAUGUCGCCGAAUAUGGAAAUCAUCGAGUACAAAAAUUUAAUAUCGCUUUGUUCUCUUUCUCUUUUAAAUAA
Molecule: messenger RNA, 969 nt
Organism: Rotaria sp. Silwood1
Lineage: Eukaryota; Metazoa; Rotifera; Eurotatoria; Philodinida; Philodinidae
Source: the annotation of a GenBank genome assembly